GAGCAGCUCGUGUUCAGCAGCUUUUUCUCUGGAAACAUUUGGAAACAAGCAGCUCCACACAGGACGGCUGAAGCUACGCGCUGACACUGAGAAGGACGAAGAGAAGAUCAUUCUGCAGCAGGACAUCAUCAUCUCUCACAUCUGCCACAUCUCUACCAUGAAGAUGCUGACUGUGUCCGUGUUUGUGUGUGCCAUGAUGGCUCUGACCAGAGCUACUCCUCUUCCAGAAACAGAGGACGAGCCUGUGACACAGGACAUUAUGGUUGAUCCUUAUACAGAUGGAGACAGCUGGACUCCAAUUACAACUCCAGAAACAGCUUAUACAGAUGGAGACAGCUGGACUCCAAUUACAACUCCAGAAACAGCUCUUCCAGAAACAGAGGACGAGCCUGUGACACAGGACAUUAUGGUUGAUCCUUAUACAGAUGGAGACAGCUGGACUCCAUUUACAACUCCAGAAACAGUUUAUACAGAUGGAGACAGCUGGACUCCAAUUACAACUCCAGAAACAGCUCUUCCAGAAACAGAGGACGAGCCUGUGACACAGGACAUUAUGGUUGAUCCUUAUACAGAUGGAGACAGCUGGACUCCAUUUACAACUCCAGAAACAGCUUAUACAGAUGGAGACAGCUGGACUCCAAUUACAACUCCAGAAACAGCUCUUCCAGAAACAGAGGACGAGCCUGUGACACAGGACAUUAUGGUUGAUCCUUAUACAGAUGGAGACAGCUGGACUCCAUUUACAACUCCAGAAACAGUUUAUACAGAUGGAGACAGCUGGACUCCAAUUACAACUCCAGAAACAGCUCUUCCAGAAACAGAGGACGAGCCUGUGACACAGGACAUUAUGGUUGAUCCUUAUACAGAUGGAGACAUCUGGACUCCAGUUCCAACUCCAGUAAUAGAUGAACCCUGGUUUCCAUCUUGUCCUGAUGGUUGGACUACAUUCACUAUUCGUUGUCUCCGCUACGUUGCAGAAAGCAUGACUUGGGAUGAAGCUCAGGAAAACUGCCGGUCCAUGGGUGGAAACCUUGCAUUUGCAGGCGACGCUGAGUCCUUUGAUGACGUUCAAAAGCUGAUUCAGAGUGCUGGCUAUAAUUCUGGAGACGUAUGGGUUGGAGGCUGUGAUACAGAGGAUCCUUCUUGGUCCUGGAGUAUUUUUGACUGGACAUCUGAUGAGCGUGAGCACUUCUGUUUUCAACCCUCUGGAGAAAACGUGUCGGGGUGCUUGAAUGAAACGCAGUGCGAUUCUCAUCUCCCAUCAGUCUGCAGCAUUAUUCUCAUGUGAUUCCUGGGCUGAAACAGAGGCAUGAUCCGUCUGGAAAAAGCACAAACACUGGCCGAUGUGUAUUUGUGCCAUCACUCUCAUAUGCAACCUGAAUUCUCGGAAUCUCAUUUGACAUCUUUCUAUCGCUGUAACGCUACGAAGGAGGAUCGAAGUGACAUGAACUGGCUGGAUGGUCUCUGAGGCUUUGUGCCUUUAAUAAGAGCAGACUGAAUGAGUUAUGAAAAGAAGGAUUUUAGCAUGGCUUUACUCUGCAGAGUGAACUUUUCUUGUCUUGUGCAAAUUAAAAAGCUUAAGCAUUGAAAAAG
Molecule: messenger RNA, 1593 nt
Organism: Siniperca chuatsi (mandarin fish)
Lineage: Eukaryota; Metazoa; Chordata; Actinopteri; Centrarchiformes; Sinipercidae
Product: mucin-2-like
Exons: 21
Coding region: 158-1288 (376 amino acids)
Source: RefSeq, a predicted model, not a curated record